Messenger RNA from Pygocentrus nattereri (red-bellied piranha), 5150 nucleotides. It is a transcript of the gene insrb, whose product is annotated as insulin receptor b. Bases 1019 to 5077 code for a protein of 1352 amino acids. Gene Ontology annotation, molecular function: phosphatidylinositol 3-kinase binding; insulin receptor substrate binding; insulin receptor activity. NCBI's taxonomy places the organism in Eukaryota, Metazoa, Chordata, Actinopteri, Characiformes, Serrasalmidae. The record is from RefSeq and is a predicted model, not a curated record. Gene Ontology annotation, biological process: glucose homeostasis; cell surface receptor protein tyrosine kinase signaling pathway; positive regulation of MAPK cascade. Gene Ontology annotation, cellular component: axon; membrane; insulin receptor complex. The transcript is spliced from 21 exons.
GACGGAGCGGGGCAGCAGCACGACGCACACGUACGGCUACAGGCGAGAUUUACCCACCUUUUGGCGAUUUAAUGCGGUUGUAAGCCGGUACGGACCUCCAUUCGGGGUGUUUUUGAGCGAAGAGGCGAUUUUUGGCCGUCUGGGCGGCCCGUGUGCGGGUUUAUUGGCUUCACCGUGGCUGUUGGAGGAGCUGGAGACUCCGGCGCGGCGCAGCGCAGCGCACUGCUCGGUUUUCACAGCGGAGAAAUAUAUCAGACUUUAGGCGCUCCGGAGACGCCAGGCGGCGGAUUUGGGCCGAUUUAACGUGGCUUCCUCAGUGUUUUCCAGGGAUUUGCGUGCUUUUUAUUUCCAGGAGCCAUGCGCCUACACGGGACGACCUGUGGAUUAACUACUCCAGUUCACUAGGACUGGAAAAAACGUGGAAGCUGUCGGAGUUUGGGCCGAAAACACAGCCCCGGACAGCCGCUGGGAGCGUCGGCAGGGAGGAUUAACCAGGCGUGUGCGGUGUUUUCUCCUGGAUCACUGAGCUACAGAGUGGCCUUUGGGCCGUGCAGGCCUCCACUUCUUCUGCCCCAACUGCCCCAGCCAGCGCUCUGAGACGUAACACCCCCACCCUCCCCUCCUCUGCUCUGCUCUGCUCUCCUCUCCUUACUCAACCCUCACAUGUGCGUGGAGCCGCGCACGGCAGCGCCAUGAAGACCUGCGUGCGUUUGUUUUGUGCCACAAUACAGGACCAUGUUAUUUAGCGCGAGCCCCGCGCUGAGGCGGAGACCGAGCCCCGGGGAGCUCCGGCGCUGAGGAGCAGCAGGAGGAGGAGCAGGAGGAGGAGAAAGCGCUCCACGCUGUGUUGUAGUUUUGUUUGGGCCGCUGAGGCUCCAGCUUCCCACCGGACUUUCUCUUCUCGGAGUUUUGCUCCUCCGUCAGCCGCCCGCGUGCUGCGUCUUGUCGUGAAAGCGCGUGCACUGCCGCGUUUUCUUCUUGUUUUUUCUUCUAACCGUUUCCAGCUCGAGGCGGGGUGAUGGUGGUGCGCGCGGAUCCGGCGGCUCGGCUGCUGCUGUGGGUGGCGGCAGCGCUCGCGCUUUGCCACUGCGGGACCGGAGAGAUCUGCCCCAGCAAGGACAUCCGCAACAACGUGACCAACCUGCGGCUGCUGGAGAACUGCACGGUCAUCGAGGGCCACCUGAAGAUCCUACUGAUGUUCAAGACUCGAGCCGAGGACUUCCAGGGCCUCAGCUUUCCCCGGCUGGUCAUGAUCACCGACUACCUGCUGAUGUUCCGUGUGUACGGCCUGGAGAGCCUCUCUGAUCUCUUCCCCAACCUGACAGUCAUCCGUGGCAACAACCUGUUCUUCAACUACGCGCUGGUGAUCUUCGAGAUGCUGCAGCUGAAGGAGGUGGGUCUGCACAGCCUGAUGAACAUCACCCGAGGUGCCGUGCGCAUGGAGAAGAACCCAGACCUCUGUUACCUGUCUACUCUCGACUGGUCCAAAAUCCUUGACUCUGUGGAGGACAACUACAUCGUGGCCAAUAAGAAUGAGCGAGAGUGUGGAGAUAUCUGCCCGGGCACCAUUGCUGGAAAGAUCACCUGCUUCCAGACCACCAUCAACGGGCACUUCGGAGAACGCUGCUGGAACCAGGACCACUGCCAGAGGAUCUGUCCAGCUGUGUGUAAACACAGAGCGUGCACCCACAGCGGUCACUGCUGCCAUGACCAGUGUCUGGGAGGCUGCUCUGAGCCGGGAAACGCCAGCGCCUGCGUGUCUUGCCGGAACCUCCUCCACGGCCACACGUGUGUGGAGCGCUGCCCGCCGGGGUACUUCACCUUUAAAGGCUGGCGCUGCGUCUCCACCGCCUUCUGCCAGGACCUCCACAACCAGUGCAAGCAGAAGAAGAGCAACGACUGCCACCAGUACGUCAUCCACAACGGAGCCUGCAUCCCAGAAUGCCCCUCUGGAUACACCAUCAUCGACUCCACGUUGAACUGUACGCCCUGCGCCGGUCUCUGUCCGAAACUGUGCACAGGAGUGCAGACCAUUGACUCGGUCACCGCGGCUCAGGCUCUGCGGGGCUGCACUGUCCUCAACGGCAGCCUGAUCAUCAAAAUCCGCGGUGGGAAUAACAUAGCGGCUGAGCUGGAGGCUAACCUGGGUCAGCUGGAGGAGAUCACGGGUUAUCUGACCAUCCGCAGAGCAUACGCCCUCGUCUCCCUCUCCUUUCUCCGCAAACUCCGGCUGAUCCGCGGGGAAACACAGGAGAACUACUCCUUCUAUGCCCUGGACAACCAGAAUCUGCGUCAGUUGUGGGAUUGGUCCAAGCACAAUCUGACCAUCCUGCAGGGCCGCAUGUUCUUCCACUACAAUGCUAAACUCUGCCUGUCCGAAAUCCGCAAGAUGGAGGAAGUGACUGGAACCAAAGACCGGCACACGAAAAACGACAUCGCCGUCCGCACCAACGGAGACCAGGCGUCCUGUGAAAAUCGACUCCUUAAAUUCACCCAAAUUCGCACCUCGUCCAAGAAGAUCCUGGUCAUGUGGGAGCCGUUCUGGCCACCAGAUUUCAGAGACCUGCUGGGCUUCAUGGUGCUCUACAAAGAAGCGCCAUAUAAAAACGUCACGGAGUUUGACGGCCAGGAUGCGUGCGGCUCUAACAGCUGGGUGAUAACGGACGUGGAGCCGCCACAGCGGGCGCCCCAUAGCAACAAGGAUCCGGGCUGCAUCCUCAUGCCCCUGAAGCCCUGGACACAGUAUGCCAUCAUGGUCAAAACUCAGCUCUCUGUCUCUGACGAGCACCAGGUCCACGGAGCCAAGAGUGAGAUCAUCUACGUCAGAACCAACGCCACGCGCCCGUCUGUUCCUCUGGACCCGAUCUCCUCCUCGAACUCUUCCUCGCAGAUCAUCCUGAAGUGGAAACCUCCCGCCGACCCCAACGGCAACAUCACUCACUACCGCGUGGCCUACCAGAAGCAAGAGGAGGACAGUGAGCUGUACAAGUUUGAUUACUGCCAGAAAGGAAUGAAGCUGCCAUCCCGGACCCCCACUCACUACAGCACGGAGGAGGAGCAGAAGUGGAACCAGACGGAGGAGCAGAGUCAGACCAGCAGCUGCUGUGCCUGCCCCAAAACAGAGACCCAGCUGAAGAAGGAGGCCGAGGAGUCGGAGUUCCGCAAGACCUUCGAGAACUACAUCCACAACGAGGUCUUCGAGCCCAAACCCUCCCGUCGUCGCCGUUCAUUGGGGAUAGCUAACUCCACCCACUCCACCGUCUUGGUUACACCCCCCAGUUUUCCCAACAUCUCCGCCCCCACCGUAGGGCCGGAGGACGAAAAGAGGAAACUGGUGAUGACUGUCAGCUCGAAGGAGUCCAUCGUCAUCUCCAACCUUCAGCACUUCACCAGCUACCAGAUCGAGAUCCAGGCCUGUAACCACCUCACUGAUCUCGCCUACUGCAGCAUGGCCACCUACGUCAGCGCCCGCACCAUGCCUGAGGCUAAAGCAGAUAAUAUCUUGGGCCCCGUGACUCAUGAGAUCCUUCCAGAAGAGCCGGAGUUUGUGUACAUCAGGUGGCAGGAGCCGAAAGCGCCGAACGGCAUGAUCAUCCUAUAUGAGGUCAACUACCAUCGGGUCUCUGAUAAUGAGGAGUUUCAUCACUGUGUGUCCAGGAUCAGCUACGAGAAGACUAAAGGCUGUAAAUUACGAGUGGGCCAUCCUGGGAAUUACAGUGUCCGAAUCCGAGCGACUUCCUUGGCCGGAAACGGCUCCUGGACUGAACCCACGUACUUCUACAUGCCAGACAAUUACAUGAACGUGAAGAUCAUCAUCGGCCCCGUUAUCCUGCUGAUCAUCCUGCUCUUCAUCGGAGCUGGAGCCUUUGUGGUUUUCAGGAAGAAGCAAACUGAAGGACCUACAGGCCCCCUCAUCGCCUCCUCAAAUCCAGAGUACAUCAGCGCUAACGAUGUGUAUGUCCCUGAUGACUGGGAGGUGGCGCGGGAGAAGAUCACGGUUUUGCGCGAGCUGGGUCAGGGCUCUUUUGGGAUGGUGUAUGAGGGCAUCGCGAAGGACAUUGUGAAGGGCGAGGCAGAGACACGUGUAGCUGUGAAGACGGUGAAUGAAUCAGCGAGUCUGAGGGAGCGAAUUGAGUUCCUCAAUGAAGCUUCAGUCAUGAAGGCUUUCAGCUGCCACCAUGUGGUGCGUUUGCUGGGUGUGGUUUCGAAGGGGCAGCCGACACUGGUCGUCAUGGAGCUGAUGACUCAUGGAGAUCUGAAGAGCUACCUGCGCUCCCUCAGACCUGAUGCUGAGAAUAACCCCGGCCGGCCGCCGCCGCCCUCGCUGAAGGAGAUGAUCCAGAUGGCAGCGGAGAUCGCUGACGGCAUGGCCUACCUCAACGCCAAGAAGUUUGUGCACAGAGACCUUGCUGCUAGAAACUGCAUGGUGGCCGAGGACCUCACUGUCAAGAUCGGCGAUUUCGGCAUGACGCGUGACAUUUAUGAGACGGAUUAUUACCGUAAAGGAGGGAAGGGUUUGUUGCCGGUGCGGUGGAUGGCUCCAGAGUCUCUCAAAGAUGGAGUUUUCACCGCUCACUCAGACUGCUGGUCGUUCGGCGUGGUUCUGUGGGAGAUCAGUACGUUAGCAGAGCAGCCUUAUCAGGGCCUGUCCAACGAGCAGGUGCUGAAAUUCGUCAUGGACGGAGGAUAUCUGGACCAGCCAGAUGGCUGCGCCGAGAGAAUGCACAACCUGAUGCAGAUGUGCUGGCAGUACAACCCGAUGAUGCGGCCCACCUUUACCGAGAUCAUCGGGAUGCUGAAGGACGACCUGCAUCCUUCCUUCCAGGAGGUCUCCUUCUUCUACAGCGAGGAGAACAAGCCUCCGGAGAGCGAGGAGUUCGACAUGGACUUCGAGAACAUGGAGAGCAUCCCCCUGGACCCCUCAUCUUACUCGCAGAGGGAGGAGGGCUUCAGCCGGGACAGCGGCCCCAGCGUGGGCCUGAGGGGCAGUUACGAGGAACACGUGCCCUACACGCACAUGAACGGGGGCAAGAAGAACGGCAGAAUCCUCUCUUUACCCAGAUCCAGCCCAUCCUAACGUCUCCUCACGCUUCGGCUUUCUAAGUUUGUUUUUUUUUUUUUUUUUUUUAUUUUUUUUUUUUUUUUUUUUC